Balearica regulorum gibbericeps (East African grey crowned-crane) is the source of this 2632-nucleotide messenger RNA. Lineage: Eukaryota; Metazoa; Chordata; Aves; Gruiformes; Gruidae. The record is from RefSeq and is a predicted model, not a curated record.
GCUCAUCAUGUCUUCCAUCCUUGGGAAGAUGAAGAAAUUUGGCAGUUCUGACAUGGAGGAAUCUGAAGUGACAGAUGAACACACGGAUGGGGAGGACUCCAUGCUGGAAACACCUGACAGCCUCCAGGGUACACUCAGCACCAAGGUGCAGCCACCCAAAAGCAACAUCUUUGCAAGACGUGGGCGGUUUGUGAUGGGGGAUAGUGACAAGGACAUGGCUCCCAUGGACUCCUUUUACCAGAUGGAUCACCUGAUGGCACCUUCUGUCAUCAAAUUUCAUGCCAAUUUGGAGAGGGGGAAACUUCACAAGCUCCUAUCUACAGAGUCCAUCACAGGCUGCUCAGAAAAAGCUUUCAAAUUUUAUGACCGCAGAAGGAUCUUUGAUGCUGUAGCCCAAGGCAACACAAGGGACCUGGAUGAUCUGCUACUCUACCUUAAUAGAACCUUGAAGCAUCUCACAGAUGAUGAGUUCAAAGAGCCAGAAACUGGGAAAACCUGCUUACUGAAAGCCAUGCUGAAUCUACAUGAUGGGAAAAAUGAUACCAUUCCCUUGCUGCUGGAUAUUGCAAGGAAAACUGGAACUCUGAAAGAGUUUGUUAAUGCAGAGUAUACUGACAACUACUACAAGGGCCAGACUGCGCUUCACAUUGCCAUUGAGAGAAGGAACAUGUACCUGGUGAAGCUCUUGGUCCAGAAUGGAGCAGAUGUUCAUGCAAGAGCCUGUGGGGAGUUCUUCAGGAAAAUCAAAGGGAAGCCUGGCUUUUAUUUUGGGGAGCUGCCUUUGUCCCUGGCUGCCUGCACCAACCAGCUCUGCAUUGUGAAAUUCCUCCUUGAGAACCCCUACCAGGCAGCCAACAUCGCUGCUGAGGACUCCAUGGGCAAUAUGGUCCUGCACACAUUGGUGGAGAUUGCAGAUAAUACUAAGGAUAAUACCAAGUUUGUGACCAAGAUGUACAAUAACAUAUUGAUCCUUGGUGCCAAAAUUAAUCCAAUCCUGAAGCUAGAAGAACUCACCAACAAGAAAGGGCUGACUCCAUUAACCCUUGCAGCCAAAACAGGGAAGAUAGGGAUUUUCGCUUACAUCCUCAGACGAGAGAUCAAAGAUCCUGAGUGCAGACACUUGUCUAGGAAGUUCACUGAAUGGGCUUAUGGACCUGUCCACUCAUCUCUUUAUGACCUGUCCUGUAUAGACACAUGCGAGAAAAAUUCAGUGCUUGAGAUUAUUGCCUACAGUAGUGAAACACCAAACCGUCAUGAGAUGCUGCUGGUGGAACCCCUUAACAGGCUGCUGCAAGACAAGUGGGACCGGUUUGUCAAACACUUAUUUUACUUCAACUUCUUUGUCUAUACCAUGCAUAUCAUUAUUCUCACCGCAGCUGCUUACUACAGACCUGUACAGAAGAAGGAAAAGCCUCCCUUCACAUUUGGUCACAGCACUGGGGAAUAUUUUCGAGUGACUGGAGAGAUCCUGAGUGUACUGGGAGGCCUCUACUUUUUUUUCAGAGGGAUACAGUAUUUCAUGCAGAGGCGCCCAUCAUUCAAGACACUGAUAGUUGACAGCUACAGUGAGGUUCUUUUCUUUGUUCACUCCCUGCUCCUCCUGAGCUCUGUGGUGCUGUACUUCUGUGGCCAGGAACUGUACGUGGCUUCCAUGGUCUUCUCCUUGGCGCUGGGCUGGGCUAACAUGCUGUACUACACCCGUGGCUUCCAGCAGAUGGGCAUUUACUCUGUCAUGAUUGCCAAGAUGAUCCUUAGAGAUUUAUGUCGCUUCAUGUUUGUCUAUCUAGUGUUCCUCUUGGGAUUUUCUACAGCUGUGGUGACUUUAAUUGAAGAUGACAAUGAGGGGCAAGACACAAAUAGCUCUGAAUAUGCCCGAUGCUGCCAUACGAAACGAGGCCGCACAUCCUACAAUAGUCUGUAUUAUACCUGCUUGGAGCUUUUCAAGUUCACUAUUGGGAUGGGGGACCUGGAGUUCACAGAGAACUACAGGUUCAAGUCUGUGUUUGUCAUCCUUUUGGUUCUCUAUGUCAUCCUUACAUACAUCCUCCUGCUCAACAUGCUUAUUGCACUGAUGGGGGAAACUGUGAGCAAAAUUGCACAGGAGAGCAAGAGCAUCUGGAAACUCCAGAGAGCCAUCACAAUCUUGGAUAUUGAAAACAGCUACUUGAACUGUGUGAGGCGCUCGUUCCGGUCUGGGAAGCAAGUCUUGGUGGGGGUCACACCUGACGGCCAAGAUGAUUACAGAUGGUGCUUUAGGGUUGAUGAAGUGAACUGGUCCACAUGGAAUACCAAUCUGGGCAUAAUCAACGAAGACCCUGGGUACUCUGGGGACCUCAAACGAAAUCCCAGUUACUCUAUUAAGCCUGGCAGAGUUUCAGGGAAAAACUGGAAAACAUUGGUUCCGCUUUUAAGAGAUGGAAGCAGGAGAGAAGAGACUCAAAAACUACCAGAAGAAGUCAAAUUGAAACCUAUUUUGGAACCUUAUUAUGAGCCAGAAGAUUCUGAGACGUUGAAGGAGUCUCUUCCAAAGUCAGUGUAAUCUUAUUUUAUUUUUAAGAAGGUUAAUUCUAGUUGCCCAUGUUGGUCCUCACAAGCAGGGCAAUUAGAGCACUUCAUUCAUAGGAACAGGGAU